AUGUCAACAGCCAUUCAGUCCCAACCACCACCGACGUCGACAUCGUCCUCUUCCUCCUCGUCUCACUCUCAAACCCCUAUCACUCUAGCUGAGCCUAUCUCAUCAAUCCCAACGAGUCAAUCUACUCUACCACCCUCAUACUCUUCGAUCCCUCAUCCGCCGCGUCCCAACUCAAUCAUCAAUCGUCAAGAGGAGAAACAGGCUUUGCGGGAUGCUCGACAUUUGGUAGAGGAAGAGGUGGAAUAUAAUAGAGGUUAUCUCUCACCUGGUAGGAUAGGUCCAAUGAGCCAAAAUCCAAGUAAGAGUUCAGGCAGCAACAGUAAUUCCGGUAGUCCUGGAGUAGGGGCUGGUCCAGCUAAUCCUUCUAGCGGAGUAGGAGUAGGAAUGGGAUCAGGAUUAGAUGAGAGUGAACAACGUAUCGAUGGUGAUGGUGAUGACAAUGGGGAUCUGGAAAUUGGUCAUAGAGGUUAUCUACCUCCUGGAUUAGAUGUCCGAGAUGCACUGGCGAAAUGUGAAGAUCCAACGUUAGGUUGGAGUCUGCAGUUUUGGGUUACUAUUGCUGAUCCUUCGACCCAACACGUCUUCUUCGCUUGUCCUGCCUCUGGACAAUGUAGUUGGGAUCCACCGGUAGGGGCAUUUGUCGUACCACGAUCACCCGAUGGAGAAUGGUGGGAACUCGCAGAUGCUACUAGAGGCAAUAGAAGUUAUUACUAUAAUACAUUAACUGGCAAAACUCAGUGGACUAGACCUGGAGGUAAUGCGUUUGUGAUCCCACUCGGGUUGAUACAGCGAGCUGCACUGCCUAAUCGACCCACUGCCCAAUCCCCCUCAUCAUCCUCCAAUCCUACAUCAUCGCGGAUAGUCCCUACUACACCUUCCCGAUCAAACAGACAGAAUCGAUUGUCCAACCUAUUCUCACCUAACCCAAUUCAAUCCCCAUCUACCCCAGGAACGAACAAAGCAUAUCCUCGACCACCUUAUUCACCUCUGAACAGUAUCCCACGUCCUAUACACUCACCAUCAAAAUCGAAUCGGUCAUCCUCACUUACACCUAGUUCAUCUUACGGUAAUGGCAACAGUACCUCCCAUUCACAGACGUUAGAGGCUAUUGUCUUGGGACAUUUCGCAACACCUAGCUCCUAUACUGCUAAUGGAAAUGGUCAGGAGAAUAAUUUGAUGGGAGAUGGACUGAACACCAACACAAACAUAAUAUCGCAUAAUGCUUCUGAUUCGUUAUCUUCCAAUCCGAUAAGUUAUACCGAUGGGUCACAAUUGAGUGUAGUAGAGGAAGGAUCAGGUAACGAGACUGAUAUGUCGGAUUUCACAACUCCCGGAUCAGCAGGUGGAGGAUGGUGGGAAAAAAGGAAAUCACAGGUGUUAACUGUGAAGACUGGAUUCAAAAGUCCUGGAAGGAGAUUUAAAGGAUUGAGUUUGGGUUUGGGCGAAGGUAGCCCUAGUCCCAGUGAUGGUAUCACCAGCUCAUUAGCUAGAGGAUCACCUCUCAAGAAAUCCCGUACCACGAUCACUGGUCCAAUUUUCGAAUCGAACGAAUCUAAUUCUGAUACUCAGGGAAAUGAAACGGAUACACCGACAGAAUUGACCGUCAUGAAUGGCGUGAAUGGUACGAGUGGAAGUACCACACCUGGGUUACCUAGAAUGCCCGCCGAGCCGAUCUAUGUGGAACAGGUUGGAAGUGUCAAGACGAAGAGGCUAUCUACUGGAUUACAUCCCCUCCUCCCCUCAGAGAUCAGCAGUGAAAUCCUAGCGUUCCAAACGGAUGAUUUCGCCCGCAAGUACUUUGCCACUAAACGAUCAGGAAUAAUGAGACAGAAAGUACCUGUUGAGCGGAUCCUCAACUGGCAGAAAAAUCCUAUCACGUCACCUCUACUGGUUUUAUCCAAACAUUUGGCCAAAGAUGCAAUAGUCACGUUCAAAGUGAUUCAACAUGUCAUGGGAGAAAGGGAUAAACCGGUCGAUAAUGCCAAACCGCUACUGUCUAGUAGUUCGCAUUUGAAUUUGGCGAGUCUAGCGUUGAAUGGAAGGAAAGAUGAUAAAGGUCAUCCGGAUAGGAAUGGCAGGUUGGCGAAUGGAUUUGCACCUCACAAUGAACCUGAACCUAGCGGUACCGAAGGAAUGGGAGGAGGAGCAGGUAUCAAAAAUGAUAAGAUGCAAGUGUUAGAGGAAAUUAGAUGGAUGAUCCAACUUUCGGUAGCAUCGAGUGAGAUGAGGGAUGAAGUUUAUUGUCAAUUGAUCAAACAGUUGACUAAAAAUCCUAAUCAUGACGCGGUCGUAUUGGGUUUCCAACUUUUCUGCGUACUUGUAAAUGCUUUUGGACCAAGCAAGAAUUUCGAACCGUUCGUCAAGAAUUUCCUGCGGAUCAAUGCGGGUGAAAAAGCAGAUGGGAUAGGAAUAAUGUCCAAGUAUUGUAUUGGCAAAUUGGAGGUCCUCGCUGCGAAAGGUGGAAGAGGGAAAGCUCUGACUGUAGGAGAAAUCGAGCAUGCCAGUGACGCAGCAUUCUACCCAUCUGUUUAUGGCGAAUCCCUCGAUCGAAUAAUGGAUCUACAGAAACGUGCCUACCCCACAUUGAAAGUGCCUGUGAUAUUGCCUUUCUUGGCGGAUGGGAUCUUGGCUUUGGGUGGAUUACAAGCCGAAGGUAUAUUCAGAGUACCGGGCGAUGGAGAUAGUGUGAAUGAGCUGAAGAGUAGGAUGGAUAGGGGACAUUAUCAGCUUAAAGGUAUAGACGAUCCCCAUGUUGCAUCUUCUUUGUUCAAAUUAUGGUUACGCGAACUAGAAGAUCCCAUUAUCCCUUCAAGUCUAUAUAACGAUGCUUUAUCAGCCUCGAAAACAUCCGAAGAAUCGAUCGAUUUCUUGAAGAGAUUACCUAUAUAUAAUCGAAGGGUAUUGAUAUUUGUGAUCAGCUUUAUUCAACUGUUCAUGCAAGACGAUGUGGUCAGAGUGACCAAGAUGACUCCGGGUAAUUUGGCUCUAGUAAUGGCACCUAACAUCUUACGAACGACUUCCAACUCACUCAUCACGGUAUUUACCAAUUCAUCAUUCGAAUCGAAAUUCAUCUUGCAAUUAUUAGAAAAUCUAGAUACGGCUAGGGUAGAUGAGGAUUACGUACCUAGUCAUGGUCAACCGAUAGGAAGGAUUUGA
This is a messenger RNA of Kwoniella botswanensis, 3156 nucleotides long. RefSeq lists its product as uncharacterized. The transcript has 12 exons. Gene Ontology annotation, cellular component: cytoplasm; cytoskeleton. Gene Ontology annotation, molecular function: protein binding; GTPase activator activity. The record is from RefSeq and is a predicted model, not a curated record. Lineage: Eukaryota; Fungi; Basidiomycota; Tremellomycetes; Tremellales; Cryptococcaceae. Gene Ontology annotation, biological process: signal transduction. Bases 1 to 3156 code for a protein of 1051 amino acids.